CUGGCCCUGCCCUGCAAGCUGAUGAUCCCCAGCAAAGAUCCCAAUGAGGAGGCCCUGGAGCUGGACACUCCCACUGACACAGUGGCCGAGCUGGUGAAACAAGGAGCAGUAGCACAGCAACAAGUCCCCGAGGAGGCCCAUGCAUGCAAUGUUCUUUACAUCAGCUCUGUGGACAUGGAGUCUCUGACCGGUCCUCAGGCCGUCGCCAAGGCAAUCAGCGAAACGGUGGCCGUCAACCCGUUGCCCGCGGCAACAACCGUCCACUUCAAAGUGUCGUCCCAGGGCAUCACCCUCACGGAUAGCCAGAGGAAGGUCUUCUUCCGAAGGCACUACCCAAUCAACACUGUCACCUACUGUGACAUUGACCCCCAGGACAGGAAGUGGAGCAAGGAAGGAGGUGGAACGGCAAAACUGUUUGGUUUCGUGGCACGUAAACAAGGAAGCACAACGGACAACGUCAGCCACCUGUUUGCCGAGUUGGACCCCGACCAGCCUGCUUCAGCCAUCGUCAACUUCGUCUCCAAAGUCAUGAGGCGAUGAAACCAACCAACCCCCGGCAGCCAUUUUUUUGUUCUUCCAUUUUUUUUCUUAAUUUUGGAUUGUGUUUCAUUAUUUUCUUCUGUUCUCUUUGUUUUCUUCUGCGAGAUUUUAUGUUUGAAGGACUUGGAGGUAAUCCAAGAUGGCGUCAGAGGAAGUUGUGGCUGGAGUGGUGACAGUGAUAACGUGGCUCGAGCUGGUGGAGGAAGAUGGUUUCUUCCACAGGGUAACUGUGGAAGUCCAAGUGGAGAAGCUGCGUGCUAAACUACGUAUCAGUGGGAGAAAAGGACACUGACAUUUAUCAGGUUUUCGGAUUGAUUUACCAAAGGUAGCACUCAGAACAAGUAUGUCAUUAUUAGAUGGUCAGUUUAAGGCGUUGUAGGUUUUCUUUUCUUUUUUGUUCUUUUUUUACAAUGGGACUYUUGAAAUGAAACAGACAAAAACAGAAAGAAUGCUUUCUUCUUGAACUUUAUUCUGUCUUCAGAAAAAUAGUUUGCCUCAAUGGCUUCUUACUAAAGAAUAUUUAAGAAGACAUUUUGCAUGUUAGCUCGAUCUUUAAGCUUGGUCCACUAAAGUAAUUUGUGAACCCUCGAGUGGACAUUUCCCAGGCCUGUUGUAUGUUGUAAAGGGCUCAACAGCGAGAAAAAUAAACUGUUCUCAACUUCACCGAGCAGAUCAACCUUCUCAUAAAACACAUUGCUAAUGUUAGGUCCAGACUUGACCAGUCGAUCCUGGAGCGCACUGAUUGAUUUCAGAUGUGGGAGAUGGAUUACUCUGGCCUGUGGAAAGGUAGCUGGUAAAUCUACUGCUGUCACUCCUCCUGUCCACACGGUGGUGCCGAUUAUCCACGUUUGAACUCAAUCCUGCUUGACUCAGACUGAUCCUCACCUGCUGGCUGCUCACAGACACUGCUACUUAACACACUGGAAACAAACGCCAGGGACUGGUCCGAGCCCUGGGCCCUAGGCACUGUCCUGCAUGUUUUAGUCCAACUGCACCCCCCUCCCUCUAAGCUACGUUCAACAUCACCAAAACGGCCAUUCUAUGCUGUGUUCUAUGAAGACUUUAACCCUAAGACAAGAAAACAGAGGUUGUUUGCCUUGUUAGAGACUGCAUGAUAUUAUAAACKAUUUUUGGACUCUACUAAAGAGUCCUAAAAAGAAAAAAGAACAUGUAGACAGCCUUUUGUUGAAGUAGUUACUCGAUGGUGAGAUGCGAUAUUUAUUUUAUUUUCUUGUUCCAACUUGCAGCAGGGUUUCACUGUAUCAAGCAAGGUUGUCUUUCAUUUUUAACCAAAAGGGAAUUUAUCCUCUCACCAGAUCGCAUCUACAUACCUUUAGACAAACCUAGAGGUUGUCACACUGUGUGUAAAUGCCUGCUUCUCAAACACAACCACCCACCAUCUUUCAUAAGCUAAGGAAAAUGUAUUGAUAUCAAAAUGUUAUAGAUAUACUACUUUGAAAGGUGACAUAGCUAAAAAAAAAUAUUUAUUUUUGUUGCUUUGUUCCUCCAUGAUAACUCAUAUAUACAUAUAUUGUACAGUCUACAUAAAGAAGAUUACCUUAAGGAUUGAGAAAAAAAUACUUAUUUUGGCUAAUGAUUUCAAGUCGGGAGAUUUUGAAAGGCUUUUGAUAUAUAUGGUGUACAUUACUCAGUACAUGUAUGUUUGUUCUACAGCUCGUCAUGUUUCUUCUUCUUCGCGUUCUCAGAGAUUGAGGUUAGGCAUGUAUGGGAUGAAAGCAUAUGAUUUUUACAGGAAAAAUGCAUGGACAAAACCGUCCGGGUGGUAUACCAACAUAAUGUUCAAGUUUGUCUUAAACGCUGCCAUAAUACAGCGAAUAAUAUCAGUUACAUGGCAAAUGUUGUUGCCAGUUUUAGGGUCAGCUCUUGAAUAUGGAUUUACCAUAUUAUGAAAAUAUGAAAUGUUCUUUAAAAAAAAAUUAUGUUUUUAUAAGGGAAGCAUGAGGACAUUUAUAUUAUAGAAGCCGACCUUAAUGCAAUAUGUAAAACAACAAUGUGCACCCCAUCAUAACGACAUUAUGAUUUGCCAAAGAUUCAAACACAUAACUUCUAUGGUGUCUACAUGUUUUGGCUUUUUCCCAAGGAAAUUGUGUUGCUAGCCGAAUUAAUUCAUAAAAUGUUCCUUCUGUUGCCAGUAAUAUGCAGACCACAUACCACUAACACCACCAUUAUAUAAUGAACUUCCCUAUUCUCUCUCUCGUCCUCUCCAUUGCAACUGAAUGGAGUUGAGACUAUUGUUAACCCGUUUAGAAAUACCAAGCACUUACCAAUGGAAUACCACAACCAUACAACGAUGCAGAGAUGCAAACAAUUACUUUUAUAUCAUUUCAUGUGAAUAUCAGUGUUGAAGGCAAAAUGUUGUCUACAUUCUUCAAUCUCUUUUAUUUGAGCUACUAUGUCUAGCUAUAGUCACCCCGAUGUCCAAACCGUGGCCCUCUGUGACCCUCUGUGGCCCUCCGUGGCCUCUCAAAAGUAACAUGAUUUAUUUAUUCUCCUUAUUUAUUCUUUAUUUGCCGGUAUGUUUUUUUUAUUUUUUAAAGUCCUCAACAUUUCAAGCUACAUGACCCCGCGGUUGUCAGUCAGUGUUAACCAAUGGAAAUGGAAUGUGUUUUUUGUGUGGAGGUGUGUGGAGGAGUUCAGUGUACAGACGGGACUUAAUGAGUGUGUGAAUGUAUUACUUAGGAUGUAACGAAGGGUCUUGUGUUUUUUUCUUCAUUUGCAUUAUCCUGUCAUGGCUUACCUGUUCCUGAGGAGAAAAAAAAACAUAAAAGCAAUACAAAUCCGUUCAGUAAAACAUA
Messenger RNA from Salvelinus sp. IW2-2015, 3356 nucleotides. RefSeq names its product tensin-1-like. Lineage: Eukaryota; Metazoa; Chordata; Actinopteri; Salmoniformes; Salmonidae. The record is from RefSeq and is a predicted model, not a curated record. Gene Ontology annotation, biological process: fibroblast migration. Gene Ontology annotation, molecular function: protein binding. Gene Ontology annotation, cellular component: focal adhesion.